Molecule: messenger RNA, 1174 nt
Organism: Selaginella moellendorffii
Lineage: Eukaryota; Viridiplantae; Streptophyta; Lycopodiopsida; Selaginellales; Selaginellaceae
Product: protein MOTHER of FT and TFL1
Exons: 4
Coding region: 192-716 (174 amino acids)
Source: RefSeq, a predicted model, not a curated record
GGCUUAAAAAAUAACCAGUCUUUUUGGCCGCGCUCUCUCUACGUUUCACAAGCUCACCUCGCCUACAAGGGGAGAAGGAAUUUUUUUUAGCUCUAGCGAUUUCUCUUGUAAGGUUUCGGUGGCGUUGGGUUCAAGCUAGGAAUUGUUUUGGUAGCUAGCUAGCGAUCGAUUGUUCUUGGGGAAGAAGAGAGAUGGGGAGAUCCAUGGAUCCGCUGGUGCUAGGGCGAGUGAUCGGCGACGUGCUGGAUAUGUUCGUUCCGGCCGUGGAUAUGAGCGUUUGCUAUGGUAGCAAACAAGUCAACAAUGGCUGCGAGCUCAAGCCUUCAGCCACUCAAGCUCGCCCCAUUGUCCAAGUUGGAUCUCCUCACGAGGAAGGCGCGCUCUACACUCUCGUGAUGGUCGACCCGGAUGCUCCGAGUCCCAGCGAGCCAUCAAUGCGAGAAUGGGUGCACUGGAUCGUCGCGGACAUCCCCGGUGGAGCCGACGCUAGCCAAGGGAGAGAGAUCCUCCAGUACAUCGGCCCCAAGCCCCCGACUGGAAUCCAUAGGUACAUCUUCGUGGUCUUCCGGCAAAUGGGACCAGUUCUCAUGCUUCCACCGCUCAUGAGGAACAACUUCAGCACUCGUUGGUUCGCGCAGGAGUACUUCCUGGGACUUCCAGUCGGCGCAGUCUACUACAAUGCGCAGAAGGAGCCAGCCAGCCGGAGGAGAACCUGAUCUUGGCCCGAGCUUUCUUUCUCUAGUCGGCAUCUCUCGAGAAACAGCAGCGAGGGAGGAGAGCUCGUCGAAAAAAACCGCUGCUUUCAUCACCAACUUGUUCACUGCACUGAUACCACUGCGGAAAGAUCGUCCUCUUCACAGAACUGCUGAUUUCCUUCUCUCCUCCUUUUCCUUUUUCUCCUGUUCCCAGAUCUUUUGCAGUGGUAUGGCCUCCCCACCCCGGAAGCAGCUCGAGAAUAAAUCCUGAGCAGAAUCGCUGGAAAAAAAAUGAGUGUGAGACGACCCGAGAAAAGAGAGACAAUAUCAAAUCUUCCGUAGAGUUCCCAGAGGAGGACGAUGGUCCAUGGAAGAAUAUUAUAAUUGUUAAGAUGGAUGGAGAGAGAGAUGGACCUGCCUGUAAAGUAAUGAUAAAUAGGUGUCAAAAGCUUUCACGGAUCUUGUUAGACGUUAUCAAA